AUGUCAAGAGACGCACCAAUUAAGGCUGAAAAAGAUUAUUCAGAGAUAAUUAAGGACGAGUUUCCAAAGAUUGAUAUAUUAGCACAGAAUGAUACUAACGCAGCUUUAGAUAAGUUAUUAGUGUUAGAGAAGAAAACUAGACAGGCUGCAGACUUAGUCUCAUCGAAGGAGGUUCUUGUUAAGAUCGCAGAUUUAUUGAUCAAUAAUGGCGAUUGGGAUGGAUUACAAGAACAAUUGGUAUUGUUAUCAAAAAAACAUGGUCAAUUGAAGCUAGCUUUACAAUAUAUGAUUCAACAUGUUAUGAAAUGUUUGAAAGAAAAUGGUGGUGAAACUGAUGACGAUCUCUUGAAGGAUACCCCUUUUAUUACUUUAAACACUAGAAUUGCAGUAAUUGAAACUAUAAGAAUUGUCACUGAAAAUAAAAUAUUUGUUGAAACUGAAAGAGCAAGAGUAACAAGAGAUUUGGCUCAUAUUAGAAAAAAGCAAAAUAAGAUUGAUGAAGCUACUGAAAUAUUAUGUGAAUUACAAGUCGAAACCUAUGGCUCAAUGGAAAUGUAUGAAAAAAUUGAAUUUAUUAUUGAACAAAUGGAACUAAGUAUAUUAAUUAAAAGCUAUUCGCAGGCUACUAUUUUAUCUAGAAAGAUAUUAAAGAAAACAUUCAAGAAUGAAAAAUAUGAACAAUUGAAGUUAGAAUAUUAUAAAUUACUAAUAAAGAUUGGGUUAUUCAAAAAAGAAUAUUUAGAAGUCGCUCAAUUCUUCAUUGAAAUUUAUCAAACAAAAUCAAUAAAAGAAAAUGAACAACAAUGGAAAGCUGCAUUAUCUCAUAUUGUUUAUUUCUUGGUUUUGUCUCCAUAUGGUAAUCUACAAAAUGAUUUGAUUCAUAAAACAUUAUUGGAUAAUAAUUUGAAGAAAUUAGAGGUUCAAGAGUCAUUGAUAAAAUUAUUUACAACAAAAGAAUUAAUGAGAUGGCCAAUAGUGAAAAGCACAUUUGAACCUGUAUUGAGUAAAGAAGAGUUUGCAUUCAGUGGUGAAGAAAGUGAACAGCAUUGGGAAGAAUUACGUAAAAGAGUUGUUGAACAUAACUUAAGAGUCAUUUCAGAAUAUUAUUCAAGAAUUUCAUUGAGUAGACUGAAUGAAUUAAUUGAUUUAACUGAAACCGAAUCUGAGAAAUUCAUAAGUAAUAUGGUUAACCAAGGUAUUAUAUAUGCUAAAAUUAACAGACCAACCAAGAUUGUUAAUUUUGAAAAGCCAAAAAAUUCGAAUGAAUUAUUAAAUGAAUGGUCAAAUAAUGUUGAUCAACUAUUAGAACACAUUGAAACCAUCGGUCAUUUAAUCACAAAGGAAGAGAUCAUGCACGGUUUAAAAGCUAAAUAA
Tetrapisispora phaffii CBS 4417 is the source of this 1374-nucleotide messenger RNA. RefSeq names its product proteasome regulatory particle lid subunit RPN5 (gene RPN5). The coding region runs from base 1 to 1374 and encodes 457 amino acids. Gene Ontology annotation, cellular component: nuclear proteasome complex; cytoplasm; proteasome regulatory particle, lid subcomplex. The transcript has a single exon. The record is from RefSeq and is a predicted model, not a curated record. Lineage: Eukaryota; Fungi; Ascomycota; Saccharomycetes; Saccharomycetales; Saccharomycetaceae.